Nyctereutes procyonoides (raccoon dog) is the source of this 531-nucleotide messenger RNA. RefSeq names its product zinc finger protein 80 (gene ZNF80). Lineage: Eukaryota; Metazoa; Chordata; Mammalia; Carnivora; Canidae. The record is from RefSeq and is a predicted model, not a curated record.
AUGAGCCUUCAACACAACAGGUUGGGGACAGAUGAGAGUCUGUACUCGAGGGUUUUACAGAAGUAAGACACUGCAGGAGAUGCUAUUCAUGACUCUGCCUCAUAGGAACCAAGUAUAGACACUCGGGUUCAGGCAGCGAAGACCCUCUACAAAUGCAAAGAAGGUGGGAAAGUGUUCAACAAGACCCCUCUCCUUGUUCAGCAUCAGCAGAUUCACACUGGAGUGAAGUCUGAUGAAUCACGGUGUGGGAAAGCCUUUUGUGAAAAGGUAGACUUUGCUUGACACUUGAGGAUUCACACCAGAGAGAAACCCUACCAGGGCAGCGAAUGUGGAAAGACCUUCCCCUUCCACUCUGUUUUUAUCUGAUACAGUAUGACCCUCACUGCCCAAAAGCCCUAUGAGGGUAAAGAAUGUGGGGAAGAUUUGUACUACAGCUUCUCCCUCACUCAACACACCAGGAGUCACGCUGGAGAGAAGCUCUACGUGAACGUGGAAAGGCCUUUGCCUGCUACUCUUUCAGCCGACGUAUGA